CGGGGGUGCCACUUGCCCCGGAGCUGGGAGCCGAGCAACGGCCCUUGCAGGAGGUGAGGCGAGCAGGGGUCCGCCCCGCGCUGGGCUGGAAGCAGGGAGGAGGGGCCGUGCCUCUGCACCGCGUCGCCGCCGCGGGAGCCCCAGGCACGGCACCGCAGCUGGACGCCUGGCAGGCAGGUUGCUCUGAGCGCGGCCCUGCACUUCCUGCACCGCUCCAGGCGGGACCCAGCGCGCCGAGCCCCCUCCCGGCUCGGCAUGGCGUGCUGCUGGGGCGAGUACCAGGUUUCUGUAGAUGGGAUUUCUGGACAAAGAGAAUGGAGACCUCUAAUUUAUAGAAAAUGCACAGAUGUACUCUGGUUGAUUUUAUUCUUUCUUUUUUGGGCUGGUUUGAUGUUUAUAACUGGCUAUGCGGUAACAGCUGGAGCUGCAGAAAGACUUGUAUUUGGGUAUGACAGCUAUGGGAAUAUAUGUGGUAGGAAGAACACAUAUAUUCAAGGUGCACCUCUUUCUGGACAGGAUAUGACAAAUAAAAAACAUGUGUUCUUUUUGAAUUCGUGCAGUCUGGAAAUUAAAAACCUUAAAAUCAAUUCAAUCGCCUUGUGUGUAUCUAGCUGUCCUCAAGAGCAACUUAACUCUCUGGAAGACAUCCAGCAUUUUGCAAAGAACAAUGGUUCUUGCCUUUGUAUUUAUAACUUGAACAUUUCCAGUUACACGCUAAAUCCAAAGGCGGCUGAGCUGUGUCCCACACUGCCAGUUCCACCAAGCAAAUCCUUCCCAUUGUUUAAUCGAUGUGUUCCACAAAACCCUGAGUGCUAUUCACAGUUUGCAUCCAUCUUGAUAAAUGUGGUUAACAAAGUUGAUGUUUUUCAUCGUAUUCUGAGUGGAAUAAUGGCUGGAAGAGAUACUGUAAUAGGACUGAGUGUCCUUGCACUAGCCUUCUCUUUAAUAAUGGUUUUAACCUUCAGAUUCAUCACCACACUUCUGGUCCAUAUUUUCAUUACGCUAGUUGUGUUUGGAUUAUUAUUUGUCUCCGGUGUUCUGUGGUGGCUCUACUAUGACUACACUAAUGACCCAAGCAUAGAACUGGAAACUGAAAAAGAAAAUGUAAAAUUUUUACUUGGAUUUGCUAUCAUAUCUACCAUGAUUACGAUGGUUCUACUUUCCCUCAUAUUUGUACUAAGGAAGAGGAUUCAGCUGACUGUACAGCUCUUUUGGGUUGCUAAUAAAAUAAUUAGCAGGGUCCCUUCCCUACUGUUCCAGCCACUAUGGACCUUUGUGAUUCUCGUUUUCUUCUGGGUGUUCUGGGUUGCUGUGCUACUUAGCUUAGGAACUGCAGGUAGUGCACAAGUCAUUUCAGGAGGACAAGUAGAAUAUAAAAUUCUGUCUGGCAUUCGCUACAUGUGGUGGUACCAUUUAGUUGGCCUUAUCUGGACUAGUGAAUUCAUCCUGGCUUGUCAGCAAAUGACUAUCGCUGGAGCAGUGGUGACUAGCUAUUUCAACCGACAUAAGAGUAGCUCGCCACGACACCUGAUCCUGUCUUCCAUAUCAGUUCUUUUUUGCUAUCAUCAAGGAACAGUUGUAAAAGGGUCGUUUUUAAUCACAAUAGUGAGAAUUCCAAGAAUUAUUCUUAUGUACCUUUAUGAUGCCCUAAAAGAAAAGGAGAGUGCAUGUGCAAGAUGCAUGUUCAAAUGCUGUUUCUGCUGCUUUUGGUGUCUAGAAAGGUGCCUAAGAUACUUUAACCAGCAUGUAUACACCACAACAGCCAUCAAUGGGACAAAUUUUUGUACCUCAGCAAAGGAUGCUCUCUUUAUUUUAGCAAAGAAUUCUGCUAAUAUAGCAUUCAUUAAUUGUUUUGGAGACUUCAUCAUUUUUCUAGGAAAGGUGUUUGUUGUAUGUUUCACAGUUUUUGGAGGGUUAAUGGCAUUUAACUACCAUCGUGAAUUCCACGUAUGGGUAGUUCCUCUGUUGCUAGUUGCACUUUUUGCCUGCUUGGUAGCCCACAGCUUUUUGUCGGUUUUCGAAGUGGUCAUGGAUGCCCUGUUCUUUUGUUUUGCUAUUGAUAUGGAAACAAAUGAUGGAUCUCCAGAGAGGCCAUACUUCAUGGAUCAAGAAUUACUGAGUUUUGUGAAUCACAGCACCAGGCUAACAGAGUGGGAGAAAAACAGAAAGCAAAAGACCCCCCAAAACAAUGAAGAUGGUACAGAACUACAGCCUAUGGUGAGACGGGAACAAAGACGAUGUGAUGAGGACAUCAAAUAACAUGUUGUCUCCCAGGUGUACUACAAGAAUGGGGAUAGACUACUUGAACUUGAGAUUGACCUUGAAAGCAUGCAGGCUAAGCAGUAAUAGCAGAAAUUCAGACAAAACAAAGUGAAGGUUACAUAUAUGUUGCGACAAAGUAAUUUUUAGAUGUGUAAACCCUGGUUUGUACCUCUUGCACUGAAGAAAAAAUUAGAGAUUUAAUUAUUGUUUAAUUUUUUAUGUACAAUAAUGGAUUUUUCCAGCAUAUCUGAUUUUAUUAAAAAAUGUAAAAGUAUUUAUGCGGUUUUAUAAAAGUUGAAUUAAUAAAAAAAAUCUCCUGUAAGAUUUGUGGUGCUGCUUGAAAACAGUAAGUUGACAAAGUCCAAGAACUAUCCUUUUGGUAUCGGACCCGCUUGGUAAGUCAGCUGACGGGACCCAGCAGUAAUUCUGUAUGCACCUAUAUGGAAAAUAUUGGCCAAUAGUCCCUGGGUCAGUUGAUGCACAGAACCGUAAAGAAGGUUCUUUUAGAUCAUUCCCAUUUGGACUAUUUAAUAUCCCUUAAUAACCACUACACUCAAUUAAGGAGCAACAUUGAAGCCAUUGGAAGGAAAUUAUCUCCAGUUUCCCUUAGCCAAGACAAUGGCUAUGAGGUACGUGGGGCUUGUGGGAGGUUGGUCGGUUGUUUUUUGGUUUGGGGAGGGUUUUUUUGUGCAGGUGGAUGGGUGGUCUUGGUGAGGAGGAAAAUUAUGAACAGCCCUUUGGUUCCUCUAGAUGUACUAACGUUUGUAAAUUAAAAUGAACAGACAUUUAGUAUGUGACAGAAAGCAGGGAAAAUAAGGUGGGCUCUUGAUGUUGAUCUGAGAUCAUAAGAUGAAAUGUCGUAGAGAGGCAGACGUGACUGGACAGAGGUUGAGACAUUGGGGUGAAGAAGUAGAUGUGGAAGUUUCUGGCAUAGAAGUGGUAGUUUGGGGAGUGAAGGAAAUUACCUCGUGGGGAGAGAGUGAAGAGAUGACAAAGGAUGGAGUCCUAAGAAGACUCAGGAGGAGAGGAGGAGCCUCCAGAAGAGAUGCUGAAGGAGAAGACAAAGUUUAAAUAAUAAUAAUAAAACCCUCAAAGAGCAUGAGGGAAUGUCUUUUUAUGCACAAUUGAAGUUUUAUUGAGCUCUGGGGUGUAUUUGGAUUCUGGAUGUCAUAAAUUUUCAUGCGGUCAGAAUUUUCUCAUUUUGUGAGAUACAUGGGUCCAUUUCUCUAUCUUUUGGGAGGAAAUUGAAAAGAUUUCAAAAGAUCAGGAUAUUAUAGUGAGGUUUUGUUUUUAAUUCAUCUAGAUCUGAUGGUCGAUUUUUACUCAGUGCUACACAAUCCUUUUUUCCCCCCCAGAGCUGCUUUAACUGCCUGUUUGAAGGCAGGAUUGAGUGGGAGACCACAUGUCUCUAGCAGAGAUAUACAGGUAGUACAGAUGGUUUCAGUCUACGAGCUGGAACAUUUCUGCAGGUAAGAGAAAGUUCCUGUCUUUGCUGCCCUAAAGAACAAACUCAAAGGUGGAGGAGGACAGAGUUUAAUAACCAAGGAAAUAUCAGAGGCAGCAAAGGCAAUUCGUGGCAAUUCUCUUGUCUUUUAAUAAAAAUUGGUCAGACCAUUCCAUUGAAAUCUAUGGAUUCCCUCUCUCCUUCCCCUGCCACGUGAAAAGGAGGUUUAAACAUUUCUGUCAGCAUUUCCGUAUCCGUAUCCCCCAUGUUUUCAGCCAGAUAUUAACACUCUGUAGGUCUGGGGAUCCAUGCAGGGGAGGGCAGUGGGUGAGGUCAUCCCCAGAGGCUGUAUAUAAGGGAUUGCAGGGACAGCCACUGGCUGUGAAAACUCUAUUGCUACUGGGAUGGCCAGAGACAUGAGUCCUCUAUAAGGACAGACCCAGUUUCCUGCUUGUCCCAGGAGAACUGAGCCUUUGGGGGGCAGGACCUGCAGCCUUCUCCACGUGAGCAGUAAGCCUGGCCUGAAAACCCAAGCACUGGGGAGAAAAUUCCACAAGGGAAACAUUAUGGAGAUUUCUUCCCCUUUAGCCCCCUACUGAGGUUCUUCUCAUGGGACAGGGCAGUUGAGUCCAGCGUUGAGAGAGUUUAGUAUAAUAGAACCUCAGAGUUACAAACACCUCAGGAAUGGAGGUUGUUUGUAACUGAAGUGUUUGCAACUCUGAACAAAAUGUUAUGUUUUUUUCAAAAGUUUACAGCUGAACAUUGAUUUAGUACAUCUUUGAAACUUUACUAUGCAGAAGAAAAAUGCUGCUUUCCCUUUAUUUUUUUAGUAGAUUACAUUUAACACAGUACUGUAUGGUAUUUGUUUUUUUGUGUGUACUGCUGCCUGAUUUCACACUUCUGGUUCCAAAUGAUGUGUGUGGUUGACUGGUCAGUUCAUAACUCUGGUGAUCAUAAUUCUGAGGUUCUACUGUAAAAGGAGACUGACCCAAGUGGUACAUAGCUCAGCCAGGCACUGUGAAAGCUUCUCCAGUCACGUUUACACCUAUGUUCAGUGGAAGUAUAUCAAACUAUUGUGAGGGGGACUAAACUUAGUUCAUUUACUUCGCUUCUGGCUCCCAGAAGUGAAUUCCUACUAUGUGAGAGCCUGAACAUACUAAUAGCUGCUCUACCCAAUUGGCAAGGACAAGGUAAGAAAGUCUGUUAGCCUAUCUUUGAUAAGCUAUUACUAAUGAUUUAUUUGUAUUCCAUCUUUGUCUGUUUGAGUAUCUACCCUACCUUUAGACAGUGUCAGGACAACUUAUAUAGGUUAGUCCUUUGACCCAAUAUUCUUAUUGUUAGAUCAGCAGCCUUCAAGCCAAAUAGAGGACAGCAUGUAAUGUACUUCAUCCACUCAAGAGUCCUUCCUAAUUAAAGAAACAGCACAUAAUCAUCUUGAAAAUAGUCCUUGACUGAAAAUUUAGUAGCCAUGAUAGAUGCAAGCAACCCCUAGUGUGACUAUAACAAAAGUUGAUGGAUUUUUUUUUUCUGUCAUGUAAGUUUGUUUUGUGCAUUUGAUAGCACUUUAUCUAUAAUCAGUUUCUCUGUUGCUGAAAAGACUCCUAAACACCAAUAGGGAAGUAGGAAAUCAUUUAUAAAACUUUAUUUUACAAGAAAUUUAAAAACAGAAAAACUUAACACCUCCCACUUAAAAGAUACUAUGUCAGAAACUGGAGUAUAGUUUAGAAUGGUAAAUUUAAAGCAGUGCAGGGACCCUAACGCCAAAGAAAAGGAGACAUGAUAUUUAAGUACAGUAUCUUCCAUAGUUGUUUGCAGUGGUGUUGAAGCCAUAUUGGUCGCAGGAUGUAUGAGAGACAAGGUAGGUGAGAUGGUAAUUUACUAGACCAACUUCUGUUGGUAGAAGGUACAAGCUUUCAAGAAAUGCAGAGGUAGUCUUCAGAAUCCUUGUGCACAUUCCUAUUUUAAAAAUUUGACUUAAGACUUCAGAAACCUGAUGGGUAGGAUACUGAAUGGCCAUGGAUACUUAACCGCAUAUCUUUUCUUCUCAAAAGAAAGUCCUGGAUUUUCAGUUCUUGUCUUACAAUAAUGUGGUAUAGUCCCUUAAACUUGUACAGUGUUAUUACAGAGGGAAGUUUUUUCCUUGCCUUGAAAAACUUGAGUAUGUUAAGAAAAUUUGUGGAUUACUGACUAGCGACCUUCUCUCUCUCCAGUGUGUUGGAGGACAGUUAAACUAUAUUGCAUUUAAUUUCCAGACCAAGUUAACAGUAGUCUUUCAUCAUUGUUUCAUCUCCAUGUUCUCCCACAUACAUCUUUUAAUGGUUUCCUAUUGUCUGAGUUUUGGGUUUAUUUUAUGCAGUAUGUGUCAUCUUUCCAUAUUUACUAAUACAUUACUACAUCUGCUAGAAGUGGGAAAGGAAGGACAAUUCUUGCAAUUAAGCAUUUAAAUAGGAACAUGAGCUUGUGUGUGAAAUAGACACUUCCCAAAUAUGUUUAACUACCUCUCUUUCAAAGAAUGCCUAAUUGAUCAUUUUAAAAGGUUCUUUAGAGCACUUGAAUAUCGAAUGUUGUCAGGUGCAACUGCCAACUUAAUGCGUUCAGUCUUUUGAUGUCUUAUAUUCGGUUGCCUUUACGUACUUUUCACCAUUUAUGCUGUUUACAUGUUGCUGUAAAACUAGGUUGGUCAGUUUCACUUUUUGCAGGCUGUUUAAGACACAUCAGAAUCAGAUUUUACUUUUAUGUCUUAGCUCUCCAUUCCUCUGAUCUGCAACUUUAAGAGGCAGGACCAAACCUGUUGCACAUUGCUCGAGUGGGAUUAGGCUUCCCUUCUAAAGAACUCCUCAGAGAGACUACUUCUAAAAUGACUAUCUUAAGAAUUGUGAUAAACAAGUUAUAGUAACUAAUAAACAUCCCCUUAAUUUUAAUCAGCCUACAAAGCAUAAUGGACUCAGAUUAAGAAUUAAAUCACAAAGUUAGGAGGGUAUUUUACUGCUGAAGAGUAGCUUUUUCCUCAGUGCAAAGCCCAUGCUGCUAAAUGGAAUUUCCACGAGUCUGGAUAAGUAAGGGCCUUGACUCAAUAUGUCUUUCUAGAAGGGUAGAGGGAAGGAAGGUAGGUAGGUAGGUCUAUUUUGAAAAGCAUACCUUCUCAUCUAAGACCCGCUUUAAGACAUUGUGGUGAAAGCUGCAAUGCCACUGCCCUUAGAGCACCUUUUCUGUGGAUAAAGGUCUUUAUAAAAUUUGGCAGUUGACAGGCACUCUCACUUCUUAGUGAGGAACUUUAAAAUCAGAAGGGAUGUUGCAGGUAAUGGAGUAUGUUUCAGAUGUACAGCACUAGUCUGGCCUGUACAGGUCUGCCCUGUGGAAGUCAUGGGCAUGACAGUACAGCAUUAAGUGACUGACAUCAGGAUUAGUGUAUUAAUCAAUUUUAUAGUACAUUUCAAAGUACAUGAAUUUGAAAAACACUUGUACACAAAGCAUGGGCUUUUAAGAAAACAGGUAAUGACAUUUGACUGUAUAUACCAACUAGUUAGUUGGUAUGAAAUUUAGAGAAGUGUAUUUUUAAGUAUUAUGUGGGUAUUUCCUCAUGCCUCAGUGUGGACUGUCCACUGAAUUCAGAGUCAUGAUGCCUUAAACCACUGAAAAAUGAAAACUUGUGUUUGAGGAAAGUGAUUUGCACAUUUCAUGCUAAUUAACUUGGUCCCUGUUGCAUAAUGGGGGAAAAUUAUAUGUAUGAGUCUGAUCCUGCACUAUUGACAGUUGGACCAGCAUUGUGGUCCUAAUGAGCACGAUUAGUUUAAACUACUUUCCUGGAGCUUGCAUUUUUAAAAAAAACUUAUCAAUAUGGCAUAACUGACAUAGUAAUCAUAAUACUGCUUUUAAGCAUUUUGUUUAACGUGAUAGGUGGGCACUGAGACGAAUUACCUUCAUAGGGAUUUAACUCCUAUGCUGUCCUAUACAGGACUAACUGUAGUAA
Molecule: messenger RNA, 7676 nt
Organism: Malaclemys terrapin pileata
Lineage: Eukaryota; Metazoa; Chordata; Testudines; Emydidae
Gene: SLC44A3
Product: solute carrier family 44 member 3
Exons: 16
Coding region: 256-2259 (667 amino acids)
Biological process (GO): transmembrane transport
Cellular component (GO): membrane
Molecular function (GO): transmembrane transporter activity
Source: RefSeq, a predicted model, not a curated record